AUGGCAUACAUAAAAGAGGGAGGAAACGUACUCCAAGAGUUGGAGUACUUGUUCGGAGAUGCUAACAAUGUCAGUGAAGAAAAUGGAGGAAACGAGGUGAUUGAAAUAUACGAUGAUGAUGAAGGAGACGAUAAUGACGACAACGGAAAUGAUGUUCAUCCACUGCUCAUCAGAAACCUGCAGCUGCUGAAGCAGAAUUCUUUCGUCUCCAAGAAGGAAACAGUCUUUUCUUACAAAUUUGUCGGCAUGAAAAUGAACCAGACCAUGACUAUACGAGUUCAAGCUCCUUCUCCAUCUCUACUACCACCGCGAGUCAAACUUUACUCUCAGGGGUUCUGCCCAUGCCUAAGGUCAUUGGAGGCUUUUGCUAAUUCUAAUCUCUUGAAAACAUCACUAGUAGCAAGGUGCUCCUUGGGGACGUCCAAGACAUCAUCUGUAUCUUCAGAUAAGUCAAUCAAGCAUCCGGCACAGAUAGGAGCACUGGUAGCCUCUGGAUCUCAAGAAGUUUCUUCUAAUGAACUUGUUGGUAAUGAAAAGAUUGGUGUAUUAUUGCUGAAUCUUGGAGGUCCUGAAACUCUCGAUGAUGUACAGCCAUUCCUGUUUAAUCUUUUCGCAGACCCAGACAUUAUUCGACUCCCGAGACUUUUCAGAUUCCUUCAAAAGCCUUUGGCACAAUUCAUAUCUGUUGUCAGAUCCCCAAAGAGCAAAGAAGGAUAUGCUUCAAUCGGUGGUGGUUCUCCCUUGCGGCGCAUUACUGAUGCUCAGGCUGAGGAAAUACGAAAGGCAUUAUGUAGCAAAAAUGUUCCAGCAAAGGUGUAUGUUGGUAUGCGCUACUGGCAUCCGUUCACGGAAGAAGCUAUUGAACAGAUCAAACGAGAUGGUAUUACAAAGCUAGUCGUGCUGCCUCUGUACCCUCAAUUUUCUAUCUCAACAAGUGGUUCAAGCCUUCGCCUACUGGAGAGUAUAUUCAGGGAGGACGAAUAUCUUGUCAACAUGCAGCACACUGUAAUUCCUUCCUGGUACCAACGACAAGGAUAUAUUAAAGCCAUGGCAGAUUUGAUUGAAAAGGAGUUGCGAAGCUUUGACUGCCCUGAGGAGGUGAUGAUAUUCUUUAGUGCUCACGGGGUACCACUCGCAUAUGUGGAGGAAGCUGGUGAUCCAUACAAAGCAGAGAUGGAAGAGUGUGUGGACUUGAUCAUGGAAGAACUGGAAAAGAGAAAGAUGAAUAAUGCCUAUACCCUUGCCUACCAGAGUAGAGUUGGACCUGUAGAGUGGUUGAAACCCUAUACAGACGAGACAAUCAUUGAGCUCGGGCGAAAAGGAGUGAAGAGUCUUCUUGCUGUCCCAAUUAGUUUUGUCAGCGAGCAUAUUGAGACAUUGGAGGAAAUCGAUGUUGAGUACAAGGAAUUGGCUUUAGAGAGUGGUAUUCAGAAAUGGGGCCGUGUUCCUGCACUUGGCUGUGAGCCAACUUUCAUUUCAGAUUUAGCUGAUGCAGUAAUCGAAAGUCUUCCCUAUGUUGGCGCAAUGGCUGUCUCAAACCUCGAAGCUCGACAGUCUUUAGUUCCACUCGGCAGUGUAGAGGAGCUGCUGGCGGCGUACGAUUCACAGCGUAGGGAGCUGCCUCCGCCGGUUGUGGUAUGGGAAUGGGGAUGGACAAAAAGUGCUGAGACGUGGAAUGGAAGGGCGGCCAUGCUGGCGGUGCUCCUCCUCCUCGUGCUUGAGGUGACCACCGGAGAAGGUUUCCUCCACCAAUGGGGCAUAUUGCCAUUGUCUUGA
Molecule: messenger RNA, 1776 nt
Organism: Striga hermonthica
Lineage: Eukaryota; Viridiplantae; Streptophyta; Magnoliopsida; Lamiales; Orobanchaceae
Source: the annotation of a GenBank genome assembly